Molecule: messenger RNA, 642 nt
Organism: Ipomoea nil (Japanese morning glory)
Lineage: Eukaryota; Viridiplantae; Streptophyta; Magnoliopsida; Solanales; Convolvulaceae
Product: subtilisin-like protease SBT1.5
Exons: 2
Coding region: 1-642 (213 amino acids)
Biological process (GO): proteolysis
Molecular function (GO): serine-type endopeptidase activity
Source: RefSeq, a predicted model, not a curated record
AUGAAGAGUGCAAACUUCAGAGAUGAUGGCAUGACAGACAUUCCUGAGAGGUUGAAAGGGAGGUAUGCUUCUGAUGUUCUUGCAGGAAAGGACCAGACAAUUGCCGAUGGGGUUGAUGUGAUAUCAAUUUCUAUGGGGUUUGAUUUUGUUCCUUUGUAUGAAGACCCCAUUGCCAUAGCUCCAUUUCGGGCUAUGGAAAUGAAUGUUCUUGUUUCUGCCUCAGUUGGAAAUGCAGGCCAUGCAAUUGGAAGAUUGCAUAAUGGAAUCCCAUGGGUUUUAACAAGUGUAGUUGGCUCCAUUAAUCGUUGGUUUGCAGGGAAUUUGGAUCUGAGAAAUGGUCAAGAAAUCAUUGGAUGCAUGGUGAAGCAUCCAGAAUGGAGCCCGGCUGCCAUCAGAUCAGCCAUGGUUACAACAGCCCACCCCUAUGAUAACACCAAGGAUCUGAUAAAACAUUCUGGUCUGAAGUACACUGUUGCCACCACUCUUGCCAUAGGAGCAGGACAAGUCAAUCCAAACAGUGUUCUUGAUCCUGGGCUCAUUUAUGAUGCCACAAACAGUGCUCUUGAUCACGGACAUGUUGCUGGGAGUGGGAGACUGCUCUGGAGGGUCGCGAAGGAUCAUCGCCGACCUGGAGCAUCUUGA